GAAGACCACCAUUUCCUCUCAACUUUUCCUCCUUUCACUUCUUCCCAUUUGCUUCACAUGCCUUGCUUUUGGAGCCACCAUGCUGCCACAAAAUGAAGUGCUAGCGUUGAAGGAUAUAGCUAAAACACUUGGUAAGAAUGAGGGUUGGGACUUCAAUGUAGAUCCAUGCAGCUGGAACAGCACUUCUACCCAUGAAGAAAUGGCCGAUAUGGUUAUUUGUAAUUGCAAAGUGCCCAAUGACAGCUUCUGCCAUGUUGAGAAAAUAGCUCUAAAGUCACAAAAUCUUCAAGGCAGUCUACCCCCACAACUGAUCAGAUUACCCUAUCUCCAAGAGAUUGAACUAAGCCGCAACUACCUUAGUGGUACAAUUCCCAAAGAAUGGGGCACUUCCAACCUUCGAAAAAUUUCUCUUCUUGGAAACAGACUCACUGGUCCAAUCCCAAGAGAGUUGGCAAACCUCACCAAUCUUACACGCUUGAUCCUUGAGUUCAAUCAAUUCUCUGGAAAUCUUCCUCCAGAACUUGGGAAUCUUGCCCACAUUGAAAAACUGCAUUUAAGCUCCAAUAACUUCACUGGUCAAUUGCCAGCAACUCUUGCGAGGCUUACUACAAUGAAGGAAUUUCGAAUUAGUGACAACCAGUUCUCUGACAACAUACCUAAUUUUAUUCAAAAUUGGACAAGUCUUGAGCAAUUAUAUAUGCAAGGGACUGGUUUAAGUGGACCAAUUCCCUCACUAAUUUCACUUCCAAACUUAACCGACUUGAGGAUUAGUGACUUGAAUGGACCUGAUUCAACUUUUCCACAACUUAAUAUGACUGCACUGACAACACUGAUAUUAAGGAGUUGCAAUAUCAAUGACACAUUGUCUAAAUUUCUUCAAAAACCCCUGGCUUUACACAUUUUAGACCUUAGCUAUAACAAGUUAAAUGGACAAGUAUCGACAAACCUUAAAGAUUUAACAACACAAGCAACCUACAUAUAUUUAACAGGAAACUUUCUCACUGGAGCAGUGCCUGAGUGGACAAGCGACAAUAAUAGAAAUUUAGAUCUCUCGUAUAACAACUUCAGUAUUGAAAACCCAGAGUCAAAGACUUGUUACAAGCAAAAUGUGAACUUGUUUGCAAGCUUUUCAAGGAAUAAUAACUUAGGACCAGUUUCUUGUGAAAGCAACAAUAGAUCAUGUCCUAAAUAUGUUAAAUCAUUGCAUAUAAAUUGUGGUGGAAAACAAACUACUAUUCAAGGUAUAACAUAUGAUGAAGAUAUAGAUCCAGCUGGACCAGCAGUAUAUAAACAGAGUAGAAAUAACUGGGCAUUUAGCAACACAGGUCACUUCAUGGACAAUGAUACUAACGAACGAGAACAACCUUUACCCUACACCACAGAUAAUGAAUCUAUGCUUUAUAUGACUGAUGCUGAAUUAUAUAUGAAUGCACGUAUAUCUCCCAUGUCUUUGACUUAUUAUGGAUUUUGCUUGGAAAAUGGAGACUACACAGUAAAGCUUCACUUUGCUGAGAUAAUGUUCACUGAUGAUAGCACAUAUAGAAGCUUAGGGAGACGUCUAUUUGAUGUAUACAUUCAGGGAAAAAAAGUAUUGGAGGAUUUCAAUAUUGCAAAUGAAGCACAUGGAGUUGGCAAGGAAUGCAUAAAACAAUUUCCAGCUCAUGUGAGUAGUAACGACUUGGAGAUUCGCUUCUAUUGGGCUAGCAAAGGGACAACAUAUAUCCCAUACAAAUCAGUAAAUGGUCCUCUUAUAUCUGCCAUUUCUGUUGAGAAUGACUCUACAAGUAGCAUAUCUGUAGGAGUUAUUGUUGCAAUUAUAGCUGCAUUUGUGAUUGUUAUCACCUUGAUUGUUAUUGGCGUACUUUGGUGGAGGCGUUUCAUAGGAAAGAAGUAUUUAUUAAUGAAAGAGCUAAGAGAUUUAGAUCUACAAACUAGUUUAUUUACUUUACAUCAAAUCAAAACUGCAACAAAUAACUUUGAUAUUUUGAAUAAGAUUGGAGAAGGAGGUUUUGGUCCUGUUUAUAAGGGCAUUCUAUCAAACAACACAACAAUAGCAGUCAAACAACUUUCAUCUACAUCGGAGCAAGGAGCCCAUGAGUUUAUAAAUGAGAUUGGCAUGAUUUCUACUUUGCAACACCCUAAUCUUGUUAGACUUUAUGGAUGCUGUGUUGAAGGAGAUCAAUUGUUAUUGGUAUAUGAAUAUAUGAAAAAUAAUAGCCUUGCACAUGCUUUGUUUGGCCCAAGAUAUAGCCAUUUAAAAUUGAAUUGGCAAACAAGGCAAAAGAUUUGUGUUGGUAUUGCAAGAGGCUUAACAUUCCUACACGAACAACCAAGACUGAAAGUUGUUCAUAGGGACUUAAAGACUUCUAAUAUAUUACUUGAUGAAGACCUAAAUCCAAAGAUAUCCGAUUUUGGUUUGGCUAGGCUUCAUGGAGGAGACAAUACUCACAUAAGCACCAAAAUUGCAGGGACUUGGGGAUAUAUGGCUCCUGAGUAUGCAUUGCAUGGUUUUCUAACUGACAAAGCAGAUGUUUAUAGUUUUGGUGUUGUUGUCUUGGAAAUUAUAACCGGAAAGAGAAACAUUAUUCACCGUUUAAAGGAAGAAUCAUUUGACCUUCUUGAUUGGGCACGAUUGUUAAAAGAUAAAGGUAAUAUAUUUGAUCUAGUUGAUCCAAGGUUGGGUUCAACUUUCAAUGAAAAAGAGGUAAUGUUGAUGGUCAAAGUGGUUCUCCUAUGCACUAAUGUCUCUUCAAACCUUAGACCCAACAUGUCUUCUGUACUUAGUAUGCUUGAGGGAGCAUUAGUGGUCCCAGAAUUUGUUGCACAUACAACUGAGGAAAUGGAUGAAAUAAAAUUGGAGCUAAUGAGAGACUUUUACAAUCAAAUGGAAAACAAUAAAAUAAGUGAGUCACGAAGAUUGAGUAUGACAAUCAAUAUUGCAUGGACUGCCUCAUCUUCUUCAAUUGUAGACCUCAAUCCAACUCAAUCUGAUUCUUCCUAUUGGGAAAAAAAUAAUUAGAUAUUUUGUAUGAACA
Cajanus cajan (pigeon pea) is the source of this 3035-nucleotide messenger RNA. RefSeq names its product putative leucine-rich repeat receptor-like serine/threonine-protein kinase At3g14840. Gene Ontology annotation, molecular function: protein binding; protein kinase activity; ATP binding. The record is from RefSeq and is a predicted model, not a curated record. NCBI's taxonomy places the organism in Eukaryota, Viridiplantae, Streptophyta, Magnoliopsida, Fabales, Fabaceae. Gene Ontology annotation, biological process: protein phosphorylation.